Molecule: messenger RNA, 3405 nt
Organism: Darwinula stevensoni
Lineage: Eukaryota; Metazoa; Arthropoda; Ostracoda; Podocopida; Darwinulidae
Source: the annotation of a GenBank genome assembly
AUGGCAGCAAAACUAGCAUACUGCACAGACACGGAGAAAUCUGUCGUGGUAAACAAUUUCGAGAAGAGGGGCUGGUAUCCCGUCGGACCUGACGAUGAGUGGAAUUUCUACUGGGCAGGGCCGCAGACCUGCAGAGCUCUUUUCUCUGUCGACAGCGGCUAUCGCAUGUUUGACACCCAGAUCAUCAGUCACUUUCCAAAUCACUUCGAGUUGACGCGGAAAGAUUUGCUGGUGAAGAACGUGAAGAGAUACCGAAGGGAUUUGGAGAGGGAAGGAAAUCCCUUGGCCGAAAAAACGAGGGAAGGGAAAUACCUUCACCUGGACUUCAUCCCUGUCACCUUCAUGCUUCCCUCUGAUUAUAACAUGUUUGUCGAGGAAUUCCGCAAGAACCCAUCGAGCACUUGGAUCGUGAAACCUGGAGGGAAGUCGCAAGGUGUGGGGAUAUUCCUCAUCAACAAGUUGUCGCAGAUCAAAAAGUGGUCUCGAGACAGCAAGAGCCCGAAUUUCAAUCCGGGAAAUGUGAAGGAGAGUUACGUGAUCUCCCGAUACAUCGAUAAUCCUUUGUUGAUCGGAGGGAAGAAGUUCGAUCUCCGCCUGUACGUUCUCGUCACGUCUUAUCGUCCUCUGAAGGCCUACCUGUUCCGUCAGGGAUUCUGUCGAUUCUGCACUCUAAAAUACGAUUCUUCUCUGGAUGAACUGGACAACAUGUUUGUCCAUCUCACGAACGUUGCCAUCCAGAAACAAGGCGAGGAAUACAACAGCAUCCACGGGGGCAAGUGGACGGUGGGGAACCUGCUCUUGUAUUUGGAAGGAACGCGAGGGAAGGAAGUUUCUGGGAAACUCAUGGAUGACAUUAUUUGGCUCACCGUUCAUUCCCUGAAGGCCGUAGCACCCAUCAUCGUCAACGACCGACACUGCUUCGAAUGCUAUGGCUACGACAUCAUCAUCGACGAAAAUCUCAAACCCUGGCUCAUCGAGGUGAACGCAUCUCCGUCGUUGACUUCAACGACUGCUAAUGACAGAAUUAUGAAGUCCAAACUGAUCGACAACGUCAUCGACGUUGUUCUUCCCAACUCAGGCGUUCCUGAUGCAUCUCCUUCUUCCAUCAUGGAUAAAGAGAACAAUUCACCCCAACUCACGUCCAGUGAUUCUACCACUCCAGUCCAUCAAUACGUGGGGCCUUAUCGAUUGGAGAAGACUCUGGGGAAGGGGCAGACCGGGCUGGUGAGGUUGGGCGCACAUUGCGUGGCUGGGAAAAAGGUCGCCAUCAAGAUCGUGAACCGAGAAAAGCUUAGCGAAUCCGUCCUUCAAAAAGUGGAGAGAGAGAUUGCGAUCAUGAAGUUGAUCGAACAUCCUCACGUCCUUGGCCUCUACGAUGUCUACGAGAACAAAAAAUACCUGUACCUGAUCUUGGAACACGUGAGCGGGGGUGAGCUCUUUGAUUACUUAGUGAAGAAAGGGAGGCUGACGCCGAAGGAAGCUCGACGGUUCUUCCGGCAAAUUAUCUCCGCCUUGGACUUCUGCCAUUCCCACUCCAUCUGCCACCGGGACUUGAAGCCAGAGAACUUGCUCCUGGACGAGAAGAACAACAUCAAGAUAGCGGAUUUCGGGAUGGCAUCUCUUCAGCCAGAUGGCUUCAUGCUGGAGACCUCUUGCGGAUCACCUCACUAUGCAUGCCCCGAAGUCAUACGGGGAGAGAGGUACGACGGGAGGAAGGCAGACAUCUGGUCCUGUGGCGUGAUCCUUUAUGCCCUCUUGGUGGGAGCCUUGCCCUUCGACGACGAUAACCUUCGUCAGUUGCUGGAGAAAGUGAAACGAGGAGUGUUUCAUAUCCCUCACUUCGUCCCUCCUGACUGCCAGAGUCUCCUGCGCGGCAUGAUUCACGUCAACCCCGACAAGAGACUCACGCUGAGCGAGAUCAAAAGGCAUCCGUGGGUGGUGGCCGGAGGGAAAGGGGAAUUGGAGAGCGAAUUGCCUAUGAUGCAGGUGGUGCAGACUCACAUCAUUCCAUGUCGGGAUGCUUUGGAUCCAGAUAUCCUUCAAAUGAUCACCUCCCUUGGGUGCUUCAAGGACCGCGAGAAACUCGUCUCGGAGCUCCUCGGACCAUACCACAACACGGAGAAGGUGAUCUACUUCCUGUUGUUGGACCGGAAGCAAAGGAAACCGGCUUUGGAUGACGGAGAGGAGAACGGAAAAGGAAGGAGACGAGGAGGAUCCGGUGGGGAUCUGAAUCCUGGAUCCGGAUCCGCCCUGGAUCCACCUAAGAAAAGAGUGGAUUGUAAACUGAAUGGCGGUUCUCCCAUGCACUUCGAACAACUCAGUGAAGGCUCCCCUGUCAUAACUCGAAGACAUUUCAAUCGGAAAGGGGGAGGAGGAAGUCAUUCCGUCUCCAGCCCAGGUUCUUCGCCUCUCUCCAGUCCAAAAUUGAGCCCACGUGGGUCAGCGCUGAACAAUCUCCUCCACCCAUCGCCCCUUGGGUCGGGUUCUGGCUCUGACCCCGUUCGCACGCCGCCUGGAUCCCCCCAGUUGUCUCAGGUGUGGAAAUCUCGGCUGACGAACCUAAAGAACACGUUCCUUGGAUCCCCGCGUUUCCACAGGAGGAAACUCCAACCGACGGGAGGCGAGGAGGCGCAACAUCUCACUCCAGAUACGUCGCCGGAGUUGGCCAAGCGUUCGUGGUUGGGUGCUCUCUUGGCCGGGGGUGAAAGGGAUGAGAAUUACACCGUGGUCGUCCGGGAUCGCACGUCUGCUCAAUUGAAAGCUGACCUCAUCCAUGCCUUCCUCUCCAUAGCGGAGCUGUCGCACAGCGUGACAAGUCCGAUGUCUUUCCGGGUGGAAUACAAGAGGGCAUCGAGCGGGCCGGUGAUAUUCCAGAGACACGUCCGAUUCCAGGUUGAAAUGUCCCAGGUCACACCGACCAAUGGGGAUCCCAACAUCUCCAUCUUUGCCGUCAACUUCAUCCUCCAUUCCGGGAACCUGAGGAGAUUCCGUCGCUUGUGUGAGCACAUCCAGAGUCACUUGAGUCGACGAGUUGGGCCCACAAAAGGGAUUCCCCCGUCCCCGCGAGCCCAGAGGAAAGGACGGCCACGUGAACCUCCUUCUUCCAGGGGACUGGGAAAAGGGACAGGGAGAGGGACAGGAAGCGAACUCUCCGAAAGCUCCUCGUGCGGCUCGGACACGUCGGAAAGACUCCGUCUCUCUCCUUCACCUUCCCCAUCCCAUUCCAAUACAAAGCCUCGAUAUACCUCCCAGACGGAAACGGAGGGCGAGAGCGACGCUUCGGGGACUGGGAAAGCCAACAACGGUGUGAAAAACCACAAUCAUAGGGAGAAUCAAGGUCAAGGUCAGGGUGGGGGUGAGGGUAAAGGGAUGGCGAAUGGGACCAAAACUGCGGGCCCCGCAUAG